AUGAAGCUCGACUCUCCUUUAAUCUAUGCGGCAAGUCUCUAUGUCCUUGCCGGUCAAGGCGUGGAGGGUGCCAUCACACUUGAUAUCACUUCUACAGAUUCAAUCAAGACAGCGGCAAGUAACAUAGCAUAUGAUCUCAUGUCAUAUUACACCGGAAACAACACAGGAGAUGUGCCAGGAAACUUACCAGCACCAUAUUAUUGGUGGGAGGCGGGAGCGAUGUUUGGAACCAUGGUAAACUAUUGGUAUUACACAAACGAUACAACCUACAACGACAGUGUUCAACAAGCACUACUACAUCAAGCUGGAGACGAUGAGGAUUUUAUGCCCUUGAAUCAAACAAAAACAGAAGGGAAUGAUGAUCAAGGCUUCUGGGGAAUGGCAGCGAUGACAGCAGCGGAAACCAAAUUUCAAGAUCCUCCAAGUCCACGUCCUGGAUGGUUAGCACUUGCACAAGGAGUCUUCAAUACUCAAGUCGCGCGAUGGGAUAAUUCAACAUGUAAUGGUGGAUUUCGAUGGCAAAUAUUUACUUUCAACAAUGGUUACAAUUAUAAGAACAGCAUUUCGAAUGGUUGUGUCUUCAAUUUAGCGGCAAGACUUGCAUUAUACACCGGGGAAUCGAGCUAUGCGGAUUGGGCGGAGAAAAUAUUUGAUUGGGUAUACGGGGUAGGACUUAUCUCCCCAGACUACAAGGUAUAUGACGGGACCCAGAAUUCCGACAAUUGUACGGAUAAAGAUCACAACCGUUGGACCUAUAAUAGUGGGAUAUAUCUCCUUGGAAGUGCUGCUAUGUACAAUCAUACAAACGGCAGCGCUAUAUGGAAAGAACGGGUCACUGGCCUUUUAAACUCAUCAACCGAUUUUUUCCAGAAUGGAAUUAUGGUCGAAGCCUGCGAAACCGGUACAUGCAAUAACGAUCAACAAUCUUUUAAGUGUUAUUUUGGGCGAUGGUUAGCUGCGACAGCAAAACUUGCACCUUUUACUGCCGAAAUCAUCAUGCCUUUAUUAACUACCACGGCAACAGCAGCAGUAAAAACCUGUACGGCUGGAAAACGGGGAAAUUCAUGUGGUUUGAAAUGGACCACAGGAGAACAUGAUGGAAUUACAGGUGUAGGAGAACAGAUGUCAGCAUUAGAAGCCGUUCAGGGUCUUUUACUACCCCAGACCAGGGAUUGGGUUAGUCAGGUUCAAGGCACGGGUACCAGUGAGGGUAAUGAAAAUGCAGGGACUGAUUCAAGGAUGAAUACCGAUGGAAGUGAAAUUACACCUGUCACUACGGCCGAUAGAGUCGGGGCUUCGAUUUUCACCAUGGUGAUUGUUGCGGGUGUUAUUGGUGGAAGUGGAUUUUUAUGCAUCGAGUGGUUUUGA
This is a messenger RNA of Sclerotinia sclerotiorum 1980 UF-70, 1368 nucleotides long. RefSeq lists its product as hypothetical. Bases 1 to 1368 code for a protein of 455 amino acids. Gene Ontology annotation, biological process: fungal-type cell wall biogenesis; carbohydrate catabolic process. Lineage: Eukaryota; Fungi; Ascomycota; Leotiomycetes; Helotiales; Sclerotiniaceae. The transcript is spliced from 3 exons. Gene Ontology annotation, molecular function: mannan endo-1,6-alpha-mannosidase activity. The record is from RefSeq and is a predicted model, not a curated record.